AAUUCGAGUCUUAAAUCCUUAAGACGGCAUCCUAAACCCUAAAGACGCGUCUUACCGCUAAAACACCUCCCGAGGUGUUUUAGCAGUAAGACGCGCUCCUAAGAUUUCAUCUUAAAUGUAAACAUGGCCGCCCGAGAGGAACUGCACCGCCACCACCUGCGACAGAGACAAGCGUUUCGUGAGAGGAAGGACAUUCUGAACGAGCUAGACGACCGUGAGUUGGUGAAGAGAUAUCGGCUGGACCGUGCUGGUAUCACUUUCGUGACAGACUUGGUGCGGGAAAGGCUGAAGAGACCUACUGUAAGGAACAAGGCCCUCUCCCCCGAGAUGCAAGUGAUCAUCACUCUGCGGUACCUUGCUACAGGGAAGAUGCAGCAGUGCAGCGCUGAUGACUUGGGGCCCUCACAGCAGACCAUCAGCAGGGUCGUCAGUGAUACUUUGGAAGCACUCUCAGACAAUGCCAUCCUCUCCCAGUUCAUACGAUUUCCAGUCACCCAACUGGAAACUCAGAGGAGGAAGGAGGAGUUUCUUCAGAUUGCUGGCUUCCCUGAAGUGAUUGGUGCCAUUGAUGGGACACACGUGAGGAUUGUGGCACCAAGUGAAUAUGAGGCAGAGUUUGUCAACCGAAAAAGAUACCACAGCAUCAACGUGCAGUUUGCGUUUGAUGCUCGGUACCACAUUAUUGAUGUGGUAGCAAAGUGGCCGGGAUCGGUUCACGAUGUAAGAAUACUUGCACAAAGUGGACUCUGCACCAUAUUUGAAAACGGCAUCGUCCCAGCUGGGUGUCACUUACUGGGAGAUAGUGGCUAUCCCAGCAAGAAGUGGCUACUGACUCCAUACCUCAGACCACAGCCUGGAGCACAGUCUUCUUAUAACAGGGCCCACAAGAAAACCCGCAGCGUUGUUGAGAGAGGCAUCGGGCAGCUGAAGUGACGUUUUCACGUGCUGCACAGCGAGAUCCGAGUUGGUCCUCCAUCCAAGGUCUGCCAAAUAGUAGAAGUUUGUGCACUGCUGCACAACGUCUGCAAAGUCAGAAACAUCAUUCUUCCAGAAGAAGAAAAUGAAAAUCUGGCUGCAGCCGAGGAUGGAGGCAACGAGGAGCAACCCCCAGUACAGGAAGUUCAACAUCGCCGUGAAGGAAUCCUGUACAGAGAUGAAUUUGUGGUGCUUCACUUCAACAUUGAUGAGUGAUGAUACACCAGUGUCAUCACUGCUGAGAUUGGUGUCAUUUUCAUGUGUAUGACCUCCUCAUCCACAUACAUCAGUGAUGUACCAGGCAAGUCAGGCCCCUGUUGGUGCAACAUCACUGGUGCUGGAAGUGGUGUGGCAGGUGCCUCCUCCUCCACACCCAUUGCCUCGGUCA
Molecule: messenger RNA, 1363 nt
Organism: Portunus trituberculatus (swimming crab)
Lineage: Eukaryota; Metazoa; Arthropoda; Malacostraca; Decapoda; Portunidae
Product: putative nuclease HARBI1
Exons: 4
Coding region: 124-933 (269 amino acids)
Source: RefSeq, a predicted model, not a curated record